Molecule: messenger RNA, 597 nt
Organism: Drosophila teissieri
Lineage: Eukaryota; Metazoa; Arthropoda; Insecta; Diptera; Drosophilidae
Exons: 2
Coding region: 1-456 (151 amino acids)
Source: RefSeq, a predicted model, not a curated record
AUGGAGCAGCAGGUGGAGCGGCUACGGGUGAGAUUGGUGCCCGCCAGCACGGCGGAGGAACGUGCCAGGAAUAUCAUUGCCAAUGUGGUCGUGGAGGAUGGUCUGGUGCCCUACAUCGAUGAUCACGCGGCGGAGAAGGUGACGCUGAUUCCCCAGCAGUCGGCUGCUCCACUUUCCGCCUCCCAGCAGGAACCAACCAUCCGGUACUACGCCGUUGGACCCUCCACCUACAAGCUGUUGUGCCCACUCUGCCGGGAGCGGAGUCAGGCGGCGGUGAUGAGGGCAGCCAGCUGCAAGGACGCCAGCUUGUGCCUCAGCCUGCUGUCCUGCAUCUUUCCGCUCUUUUGGAUCUGCUGCGUGUGCACCUGGUGCGGAUGCAAUCGGGAGUGGACCACCAAGGGCGUCUACUGCAGCUCGUGUGGCGGCAAAGUGGGAAUCCAGCGCAAGGCCAAAUAGCCCAUUCAGCGCACCAAUUAAAUCGAGAAUUAAUGCCAAAUUUUUAUGUGUUCUAUAAUUCUAUUACGCGUCUAACUCAAUUAAAGACACACUGUAAAUCACUUCGGCCGCUGCUCUUUCUGUGCUCUUCCCAAACUCAUG